AUGGUUCGUGCGUUCCCCUACGGCUUCGUCUACCCGGUGCCGAUUGCCUGGCCUGCACAAGACGAUUUCGAGCUGCCCUCUUGGGUGAAGCCAUGGGAUGAUACGCAACGGCAGAUAUGGCGUGGCGUAUGCAUUGUUUUGCGGGAACUCGCCAAGCAGGAACAUAACGUGGUUGAGUUUCUCAUCCAGCCGAACGGUCACAAGACCGGUGUGAACUGCCGCAUGUUUGACCAGCCGUGUCAGGAGUACGACUUCUUCAAGGCGCUGCUGGGUCGUCCGGGCUUUCGACACCUGGAACUGUCGGUUCUUGCCGAUGAAGAGGACGAUGACUGGAGCGCACUCCAGAAUGGGCGCCUCUAUGAAGCGCUUAGCGAGGCCAUGGACCUUGAACAUCUGGAUUUCUGGUUCCAGAUCGAUGCGGACCAGGAAAUCGACCUGGAAAGGAUUCCAAAACUCCGGAGCAUGCUGCCCUUCCACAGUUGGCCAAAACUACAGCACUUUGGGCUCUCGCGCGCCAUCGUAAGACAUGAAGACCUUGUCUCCAUCCUACAAACUCUGCCAUCAACUAUCCGGUCCGUAGAGCUGAGCGAAUUGCGCUUUUUCGAUGAACGGCCGAAUCCGAAUCAUAGCCGGCGAGGCUUUUUGCGUCGUCUCCGUGAGGAUCUGGAGUGGCGUACACGACAACCAGAAGACCAGCCUCGUAUCGCCUUUCACACUGGUGCGCGUGAGGGAAUGACUCGCCAAGACUGUUUUGAUGCUGAAGUAGCUAGUUUUGUCUAUGGGGAUGGACCAAAUCCCUUUGAUCAGCUGGAUGCCGUGCCGAAUGUCCAGAUGGGUUAUGCUAGGGACCCGCUGGAACCGGACUACAGAGUACCCGAAUAG
Pestalotiopsis fici W106-1 is the source of this 882-nucleotide messenger RNA. RefSeq lists its product as uncharacterized. The transcript has a single exon. The coding region runs from base 1 to 882 and encodes 293 amino acids. The record is from RefSeq and is a predicted model, not a curated record. Lineage: Eukaryota; Fungi; Ascomycota; Sordariomycetes; Amphisphaeriales; Sporocadaceae.